Effrenium voratum is the source of this 951-nucleotide messenger RNA. The record is from the annotation of a GenBank genome assembly. NCBI's taxonomy places the organism in Eukaryota, Dinophyceae, Suessiales, Symbiodiniaceae.
AUGGUGCUAAAGUACAUGAACUCCUUCUUCGCUCUCUACUAUGUUGCCUUCUUCAAGGAGCAUCAGACGCUCUUCUCAGAGCCGAUGGAGUGCCUCCGAGAUCAAUGCUUGCUGGACAUGCAAGCUCAGCUGGGGAUCUUUGUCCUCUUCCGCCUGCUGGUGUCGAACGUGUUCGAGCACUACUACCCCAAAGUCCGCUUGUGGUUCCGGAGUUGUUACUAUGACAACAUGAGCUGCUCCAGCUAUCUCCACGGGCAAACUCUGGAGCUGGCCGAGAUGUCUGCCACCGAGCAGCAAGCCAAGAAGGAGAAGCACCGUAACUUCCAGCAGUUCGAUGAGAUGCUUCUCACGCAUGGCUUUGCGACGCUUUUCGCGGUGGUUUCUCCCUGGGUGUGCACGGCGACAUUGCUCGCGGUUCUGGUGGAGAUUUGGGUGGACAUGAAGAGUCUUCUCGAAAAUCGACAGCGGCCCUUCCCAGCGCGUGCUCGCAAUAACGAGCCCUGGGGCACCGCCUUCGAUGCCUACGGCGUUCUAGCGGCCCUCACCAACGUGCUCACGCUCAUCUUCACAUCAACCCAGUACUCCGGGUGGACAGCUACAGAGAAGCUCAUCCUCUUCGUGUUUCUUGAGCACGUGAUAUUCGGUGCAAAGCUCUUCGUCACCAUGGUGUUCCCUCAGGUGCCGCACACCGUGGAGGUCCUGUCGCUGAAGCAGGACAGCAUGGUGCAUCGCUGCCUCGAGGGCAUCAAGGUCGAGAGUCAUAUGGACUUCAGCCUCUUCCGGGAAACCCGUGUACAGGAAGACGUGCAGGUCUUCGGCUACGACUUACUAGAGACCGAAGAGGCCGACAUGACAUUGUCGCUGCAGCAAAGCGGCAAGUCCAUGUACCAAGGGGUGAUCGACGAGGUCGGAACUCUUCGCGUGAACAUUGGCAUGCCAGUGGGUCAAUGA